UUAUGACCAAACGGAUACCCAAAUAAGUCAACACCUGCGCCACACAUACUUUUCUCAUUGUCAUGGGAUACUUUUAGAUCCAAUUCUCCUAAAGAAGUUGCAUUUUCUGUUUACGCUGGGAUUUCUCAACCCAAUUCUCUGUUUUCUCAGCUACAGCUAGUUAUGGCCUCUCCUGAAAGCAAUUUUGAUGAUAACAUCAAGAGAUAUUUCUAUAUUCCUUCCUAUAUACUUUCAGAGGAUGCAAGUCUGAGUGAUGAUGUAAAAUUGCCUGAUGUACCUACAUGCCCCGUGCUAGUAUUCAUCAACUCUAAAAGUGGAGGUCAACUUGGUGGAGAUCUUCUUCAGACAUAUCGAUCACUUCUUAGCAAGUAUCAGGUUUUUGAUUUGGGAGAAGAAACUCCUGAUAUUGUUUUACGCAGACUCUAUCUGAAUCUAGAAAAACUAAAGAACAAUGGUGAUGAAUUUGCGGCGAAACUUGAGGAGAGAUUGAGGAUAAUUGUUGCAGGUGGAGAUGGCACAGCUGGAUGGCUUCUUGGAGUUGUAUCUGAUCUCAAGCUAUCUCAGCCACCACCAAUUGCUACUGUGCCUUUGGGAACUGGAAACAACCUUCCGUUUGCUUUUGGCUGGGGCAAGAAGAAUCCAGGAACCGACCGGAGCUCAGUUAUCUCAUUUUUGAAGAAAGUAAUGGAUGCAAAAGAAAUGAAGAUAGACAGUUGGCACAUUCUAAUGAGGAUGAGAGCACCAAAAGAGGGUUCCUGUGAUCCUAUUGCACCACUUGAAUUGCCUCAUUCGUUGCAUGCGUUUCACCGGGUGGCUUCUUCUGAUGAUCUUAAUGUGGAAGGAUGCCAUACAUUUCGUGGAGGAUUCUGGAAUUAUUUCAGCAUGGGAAUGGAUGCACAAGUAUCAUAUGCAUUUCAUUCAGAACGAAAGAUGCAUCCUGAAAAAUUCAAAAACCAGCUUGUCAAUCAGAGUACAUAUGCGAGGCUUGGAUGUACACAAGGAUGGUUUUUUGCGUCCCUUGUUCAUCCUUCUUCAAGGAACAUAGCUCAACUGGCCAAGGUUAAGAUAAUGAAAAAACACGGCGAAUGGCUAGACCUUGAUAUUCCUCACAGUAUCAGGUCAAUUGUGUGCCUAAACUUGCCUAGCUUUUCUGGUGGACUAAAUCCUUGGGGAACACCAAAUAGCAACAAACGUCGAGAUAGGGACUUGACUCCACCAUUUGUUGAUGAUGGCCUCAUUGAGGUUGUUGGUUUUAGAGAUGCUUGGCAUGGAAUGGCUCUUCUUGCUCCAAAUGGGCAUGGAACACGGCUUGCACAGGCACAUCGUAUCCGGUUUGAGUUUCAUAAGGGUGCAGCUGACCACACAUUCAUGAGGAUCGAUGGGGAACCAUGGAAGCAGCCUCUCCCUGUAGAUGAUGACACCGUUGUGGUAGAAAUUGCCCAUCUUGGCCACGUUAAGAUGCUUGCUACCCAUGAUUGUAGAUCCAAAAGUGUACAUGACCGUUCAAGUCAUGUCAAUCAUGAUGGUGAUGACGGGGAUAGUGGUGGUGAAGAGGAGGAUUCGGUUGUGGAAGAACAGAGGAAAUUCGGGGCAGCAGACACAUUCAAAAUUCCCGAUGAAGUUGACAUUUCACAUCUCAGUUGAUUCUUUAAUCCCCCUUUGUUCAAAUUUUUCUUUUGUGACAACCUCCUUAUUGAUUAAUGUGAUAUAUUUAGUAGAUGGACAAUAUAGUUCUUGUGAGUUGAGAGAUAUUAUGACAUUGACAUAUCAGUAUUUUCCAUACUCUAAUUUCUUAAUCAAUUGCAGUGUAAAUGUAAGUUGAAAAUUUCUAACUAGAUAAUUCUGUAGAUGCUUGAAGAUAUCUCUCUAUUGUAACUUUGAAAUUUCAAGAAAAUCACACUUUUAUGCUAUUCAUUAUUAUGUGCUA
This is a messenger RNA of Solanum dulcamara, 1927 nucleotides long. RefSeq names its product diacylglycerol kinase 5-like. Lineage: Eukaryota; Viridiplantae; Streptophyta; Magnoliopsida; Solanales; Solanaceae. The coding region runs from base 163 to 1644 and encodes 493 amino acids. Gene Ontology annotation, molecular function: ATP-dependent diacylglycerol kinase activity. The record is from RefSeq and is a predicted model, not a curated record. The transcript is spliced from 13 exons.